AUGGUUCCAGGAAGCCGCUUGUGUAGCAGUUGACACGUGUAUAGCUAAGUGUCUUGGGCCUUGAAACUUAAAAAGGGGGAGGAGUGUAGUGAAAUAAUGUCACUUCAAACAGCCUUGCUUUUGGGCUAUUUAUUUAGCCACGUGGAUACAUGUAUAUUUUACCCCCACCUCAUCCCUAUGACUGAUUGUGAGUAACAGCCACUCUUCAGCAUCAUGGCCUCGGCACUUGAGACUGCCAACAGUCUAGACAGCCUUCAGCAGCUGUGUAUAUGCUACCUGGUUAACCACAUGGACGUCUUGGCAGCUUCCCUGCGGUCAGCCUCCAUGGAGUGGUCAGUGGUCAGUCAGAAUGGACCCUCUGCUUCACUGUCCAUUGAGCUCAGUGACCGAAUGCUGGAGUAUUACUCUAGAAUAAGUAUCCACAGUUUGGAGAAAGAGCGCUCCCUGAAUGACAUCCUGAGUACUGGUCUGAGUUUCAGUAGAGUUUCACUGGUACGAAGAGGUGUAGUCAGUGCUGAAAACUUAGAUAAAUUGUCUGAUAAGAACAAGUUUAAAAGCAUUGAAUUAUGGCUGUUUGAGGAAGACACUUAUAGUGGUAUUCGUGUUGAACAGAAUAAACUCCUUGAAAGCAGUGAACACAGUUUGUGUUCUUUAAGUUUACGGGUCCUUUGCAGCCCAUUUCGCUUGUCUGACAUAAUGCAUGCUCUGAGGGGUAAGCAGAUGAACGAAGAAUUUAUGAUGAGCUUACGUGGUAUUAUCCCUGAAGCUGACCAACUUGUAUCCAAUAUGAAAUUCAAAAUUCCAAAGUCUUCAAAUGAAGUGUACAAUAGAGAUGAAAAUCAAUCCCCAGAAAAAGAGUUGAUUUGUGCAGGGGGUGACAACAGAGGUUUUGAGUGUCAUCAAGACUUGCAGACCGACAGCCUUAAAUCUCUCACACUUAUAUGUGGAAGUUAUUUGAAGGACUCCAGAACUUUUGUCGUUUUAGAAUUCUUAUCCUCACUUAUUCCUCACAUAGCCAACCUGCGCUGUCUUUCUGUGACAAUGAACCUGUACCGACCGAUAUCAUGGUUGCUAUCUGAGACCUGGCUAGCAGAUCUCCAGCACUUGCAGUCUCUCACUAUGUCUGCUUGCUACAUGCCAAGUGAGGAAGAUAAACUGAUCACAACAGCCAUGCCAUAUUUCUUUCAGAACUUGUCCACUCUCAGACAUCUAAGGCACCUGGAUAUCAGCCAUGGAUGUAAGGACUCUAAGAAUGAUGCCUUGUACACAGACAAAGAGCAGCAACAAUUCUUUGAGGCUAUUAAAGCCCUGCCAUGUCUUAAGUCACUGGAUAUUGCUGGCACAAACUUGCAGAAUAUUAUUUUUCAGAAGGACUGCAUGAAAGAAUGCCGAAGGUUCGAUUAUCUGGGUCUGUUUGCAAGCCAUGAGCGUGUUUGCCAGCACACAUUCAUACCAGCUGACAAAAUCAGCGGUGACGCUAACGAGGAGCAGCUGUUGGUUGCGCUGUGGUCGUACCAGCACAACCUGGUGCUCAUGUACCGAGUCCUGGGGGCCGUGAAAGAGCUGGUCCGUGAUGGGGAGACGUUCUCAACACAGAAUGGGCUUGCCUUCUUUGAAGGUUUGCUGACCUAUCUUACUAAGUGCAGUGAGUGGGACUCCAAUAUGGCCAGCGAUGACCACCUGGAGGAGAAGAACAUCUACAGUAUUCUAUAUAUCCUAUAUUACUUGGUAUACAAAUCAGCUGUCAAGACAGCAAUAAGUGUUCAGCAAAGAAGGCGAUUCCUAGAACAACUUUUAGUGGUUUUUAAGACACUAAACUACCCUGGAAGCUGGAAACCUUCUCUGAAUGCUCAAAGGAACAAGAUUCUGAGAGUUGGAAUAUUGCAUAUAAUGAUCCUGGAUCUGGAAGUUGUUGCUGUGUACAGUCACCAGUUUGAGCAGUAUGUUCAUGUGCUGGUCUCCACAUACCAGGGCUGGUGUCACCAAGAACAGAAGGAGCUGAUAUUGCGUCUGCUGCACUGUGCGUGCAGGAUCAGUCAGGAAUGCAAGCUGGUUGCUGGGAGCAACGCAAACCUUGUACAGACAAUGCUGGAUUGGAUCUCUGACAUGAUGCAGAGUGGUGUGGUUGUGGACGAGCUGUUACAGAAGCAGUGGAGCAUACUGUGGACACUCACUGACGAGGUGCCGACCAACUGCGCCCUCUUUGUGCGUCAUAAUGGAAUGAACACUUGCAGCCUGUGCAUUCAGAAAUAUUCACAAGAUCGUGACAUGCUGAGGAAGAUUACUGGAGCCUUGAGCAAUGUGUCUGAGAACUUCCACCUCCACGAUCACUUCAUGACAGAUGAGAUGGUGAAAAUGUGCAGGUCCCUGUUGGAGUACACAGAGGAGGGGGACUAUGGGGUCAGCUCUCACGCUGCAAGCAUCCUCAUGAUGCUGACUGCCCCAGGUCCGGCUCACUGGACGCUUGCAGAACAGUCAAGGGAGGUCAUCCUGUCUGAGGUGGAUGAAAUCAUUAAGAAGUGGGACAUAGAUCAAUCAAAAGGAAUCAAAUAUAGGUCACUUAUGCCAAUGAUUCGACAGCUGGAGAAUUAUUCGACACCCACAGCUCAACUCUGGGCAGCUUGGAUCAUCUGUAACCUGUUAAAGAUCUCUCCGAAUAACUACUGCACGCUGCUGAGUCAGGAGGGAGGCCUGUCUGUGAUACAGCGUGUGUUGGAGCACGGAGACUUGAGACCAGACGUCCAAGAUCUACUCACACAGAUCACACAUCUGCACGUCACUCACAGGGGAUAGGCCCUGAGGCCCCUGACAGUGAUACAGAGUGUGAUGGAGCAGGGAAACACAAAACCUGAAGUGUUUGAUCGUCUCGAACUGAUCAAAAUUCUGUAUAUCCAUUUAAGGUGAUAUGCGCUUGGGAAGAACAGAGUUAAUUCAUUGUGAUAGUGGGAUAUUGGUGUUUGUAAAAUACUGUUAUUUUAUUUUACUGAUAUGCUGGUAGCAUCAUUUUAUUGUUGGAUCAUCUCCAGAACCUACAAAAAAGUAUUUCCAUGGAAACAAUUACAUGUACUAAGAACAGUCAUAAGCUUUAGCUUAGCCUAAGUUUCAAAUUUUGAAACAAUGGUUAUAUGUAGUUGUUAGAUUUCAAGCAUCCUCAUUGGUUAAUACUUGGAGACAAAGAUGGCGCUGGAUAAAUGUUGUAGUCGUGAGACCAGGUCAACUAACAAAUGUGAGUCAGUUACCUCCCCUGAUUAUUCAUAAACACGCAACCUCCACGCAGAGAUUUGACUGUUUUGUAGCUUUGCUCAAUAUCAAAUCCCUGCCAUUUUAACCUACCACAUGAUGAUAACCGAGCCAUGUGGUACAAUAAUUU
Molecule: messenger RNA, 3370 nt
Organism: Dreissena polymorpha
Lineage: Eukaryota; Metazoa; Mollusca; Bivalvia; Myida; Dreissenidae
Product: protein zer-1 homolog
Exons: 16
Coding region: 214-2793 (859 amino acids)
Cellular component (GO): Cul2-RING ubiquitin ligase complex
Source: RefSeq, a predicted model, not a curated record